UGAUAACCUUUCAUUAUUUGAUGAUGAUAACCCUUCACUAUUAUUUAAAGAUAGCAAUAAUUCUUUAUUAUUUGAAGAUAAUGAUAAUUUUAACACAAGCAGUUCAUUGCUUACUGAAAAUGACAAUAAUCCCAAUAUUAAGUGGGGUUUUGAAUACCAAAUUUUCUAUAAUGAUAAAGAUCCAAAUGAUUCAA
Molecule: messenger RNA, 194 nt
Organism: Racocetra persica
Lineage: Eukaryota; Fungi; Glomeromycota; Glomeromycetes; Diversisporales; Gigasporaceae
Source: the annotation of a GenBank genome assembly